AAAGUAAUCGCAUAUCUAUCAAAACAAUUCUUGAUGGAUACACACAACAGUAUUAAAUAAGAAGUGAGUGUAGUAAGUCAUUUCGUUUCGCGGAGUGUUUUAUUUUUUUUUUAGUGAAUAAGAACCAAAAAUAUAAUGGAUACAGACCUUGCGAAUAUGGACAAACAAAUAACAGAAAAGCUAGAGGCUUUGAUGAAGUAUAUACCAUUUAUAGAUUAUAUCCUUGAAAUAGACAGAGGCAAAUAUGUAAAAUUCGUUGACAUUAAACGAUGGAUUGUUAACAAAAAGAGAUAUCCACUUAAUGAUUUAAAGAAAAUCGAACAAUCUAUCAUAACACAGUACAAAAAUCUGCUUGUUAUGGAUGAUAGGAAAGUUCCUGCCGAAAUAAUGAACAUUUUUAGUAAAGAAUUUAAAGCUGAAUUCGUUAAUCUUUGUUCAGACGAUGAGGAUGAAGGGGAGGAGGCUAAGGAUAAGAAACAACAAACAUGUACAGUUUCGAAAAGACAAGAAAAACCAAACACCUCAAGGACAACAGAUAAAGAAACUGUUGUAAAACCAAACACCUCAAGGAAAACAGAUAAAGAAACAGCCAAAAAACAAAAUACCACAAAGAAAUCAGAUAAAGAAUCAGCUAAAAGUCCUUCAGAAGCUUCGAAAACAAAGGAAAUCAGCCUUGAAAGUGAUGAUGAUUUGGAAAUAAUAUCUGUUUCAUAUCCAACUUCAACGGCCGACAAGGCCAAACAGCCAAAGAAUGAUGUCAAAGGAAAGACAAAAGAAGAAGCAGAAUCAUCCAAAGCCAAAAAUCUAGAUGAUGUUACAAAGAGUCUAUUGGAUGAAAUAGACAAUAUCUGUGAUGAAGAUAAUUUCGUUAAAAAUGUCGAAAAGUCACCAACAAUUUGUAAGAAAAAAAUGAGCAAUGAAGACACUAGAGUCUCCUCGAAAACAAGUCCUGCUAAUAAACAAAUUAAUAAAUCUGAAGCACCAAUUGUGGAUACAAUUUCUUUAGACGAUUCAAGUGAUGACGAAGAGGUUAACCCUAAUCCAAUAAAAGAAACUGUAAAGAAAGUAUCCCAGCAGCAACUAGGCGCAGAGAAGCCAAGUCCCGUGCUAGAGGAGAAACCCUUGUUUACCAGGCGUUCAAAUGUUCGAAAAUCGAUUGAAAACAAUAACCAAACUGAUGAGCGUAAUAAAACUGUUCCCAGUCCUCCAACUGCAACAAAUUCAGUUGAAGAGGAAACCAAGUCCUCAAUAGAUCCAACAAUAAUUUCAGCCAUUAAUGACAUUAGCCUAAAAAGCCUGGACAAUUCUAAUUGCGAAGAUCUUCUGACUUGUAUUAUUAAAGUCAGCGAAAGUAAAAGUACUAUUUUGGAAAAUUUACUCUUAAAGACAAUUAUAAAGCGUUUGAGGGCCAAUGAAGAACAGAAACCUAAGGAUGUAGGAGCUGCUCCAGCCCUAUCUGCCAACAUUGAUAAUUCCCAUCCAAAUAAUGAAAAUGCUAAUGCAAAUCCUACUAGCGUUUUGCCGACGAAUAGCAAUUUACCAUUGCAUUCAACAGGAGGACAACAAUACUAUCAACCUCACUUCAAUCCUCCAGCAGCAGCAACGCCAUAUCCACAAUAUAAUCAAGUUCCAUCACCUUCAAUGAUCCAUCAACCAAUACCCCAUCCAAAUUAUGAAUCAAAUGCUGGGCCGCAUGCUUAUCCAAAUUCACCACAAUAUGCCCCUGCUCCUCCUUGCCAACGACGUCUAAAUCUCAAUGAUCCAAGAAUAAAAAAUUUAAUAAAUAAAUUUAAGGCUUCACCUCUGCUGACACCACAACAAAAAAUGAUGUUAACCAAAUUUGGGCAAGUUCCAAUGCCUCAAAUUCCUAGCAAUAUUCAGGCACAACCAAUCCAAUCGAUGCCGCCCAAUGUGCCCUUAAACAAAUUUAAUGACCCGGUUUCAUCAGCAACCCCUCAAAACACACAGCCGUUACAGUAUCCAGCCCCGCAUUUAUCCCGCCCAAAUAAUACCAAAUCUUUCGAACUGCAAAAGAAUCCCAUAAAAGCAAAUACACCAAAACCCGCAAUGGCUAAGCCUGCGGGCAUGGCCACCACAAUUUCUAUGGAGGAAUAUAAACAUCGAAAAGAAAUGGAGAGAUUACAAAAGCUUCGUGAAGAUGAUGAAAAAAAGCGUCAGACCGAACAUCAACGUAAGGAAGAAGAAAAAAAGCGACAGGAAAUGGACAAACGUACAUUUGAGGAUAUCGAAAAACGUAAUAGCCUUAAAUCCACCGAGGAAAUACGUUCGAUUCUGCUGAGUACCCUACAGCCAAGUGAAAUAGAUGCUUUAAGGGAUUCCUUUAAAAAUGCUCGGAAGAACAGCUCUGAAACGGAAAGUGAAACAAAUUAUGGCAAACAAAAUUCACACAAACGUGUGGACAAGGAGAAUGCCAAGUCCUUAUUGAAUGAAAAGAAAAAUAAUAGCAAACCCAACGGCCAUAAAAAAAUUACAGACUUGGAUGUUUCUGAAAAACUAACCAAUGGCAUGGAAAGUGAUAAAAAGUCACCAACCCGAAGACCAUCCGAAGACCUAAAAGAAAAUGUAAUGGAUUGCCAUAACACCAAAGAGGAACACCAAAAAACUACUCCCACCAAGAAGUCAUCAAAUGCUAACAAAUCCAAGAAAGCAAAAUCCUCCCGGUCAUCAUCCUCAUCUGGUGGCAACAGAAAAGUUGAUAUUACCCGCGAAAUGAAUCGAGUCUACAGGGAAUUAGAAUGUACGGUUAAGGGCUUCGAUCAAAUAAUGGAUUAUAUGCCCAAAGCAAUUGGCGGCAAGCGACGUUCCAGUGUACAUGCCCGUUCAGUUAUUUCGGAACAAUUAAAUGUAGAUGAAGAAUCCACAACAGAGAUAAGUUCCUCACAAACUUCCAGUGAUAGUUUAAUAUCAUCCUUUCAACUGAGAAAACGCCGCAAAACCAUUGAUACCCAUUUUGAACAUCAAAAACGACAAUCCAGCAUGCAGGCCCACAAUGCCAUUGCCCAUCAGUUAAGUUCACAGGAAGACAAUGGUGAAGCUAGAGCAGAUAUGCUGCCAGAGCGAAGAAAAACAACUGAGGGCAAUUUUCACAACGCCAUGGAUGUGGAUGGCGAUGAUUGCGAGCAUAGAAUAGGAUACUCCAGUUCCAAUGAUGGCGAAACAAAACCAAUAAUACCCCUUAAGGUGCCCAAGAUUAUUUUGAAACGUUUAACCCAAAAAGAAAUCGAAAAAUACACCAUAGUCCAGAAGUCUACCGAAAAUAAUGGAGAUUCCGCAUUGGACACAAGUAUUCUAAAGGUUCAAUUAAUUCCAACAUCCACAAAGCAUGUGACUCCAUCGACGUCGGGCAAUAGAAAACCUCUACCACAAAUUCUAAACAAUGACUGUCAAAUGUUUGAAAAAAAUACCAGAAUUUGUGUCCUGUGCAAUAGCAAGUCACCGGAUUUGACAAAUCAUUUUGUAGGAAAACAUAAAACUGAAUCCUAUGUUGCCCGCCUAUCAUGGUCCCAGCUAGAUGAAUUGCUAUUAAAUACACCAUUCGCCACAGCAGUCAGUGGUGGUAAGCUAUCGGGCGCAUUGCCCCAGUACUCGAUUAAAUGCCAAUUUUGCGAAACACAAAUCAAGGGGAUAUUCCACAAGUUUUACGACCACUAUUCCAGCCACACUGGCGAAUUUGCAUACCAAUGUGGCCAAUGUAAGUACAGCCGUCCCUAUAGGGAAUUUAUCACGAUACAUCAGCUGAAUAAGAAGAGGUGUAGCAAUGCAAAAACCCAAAUCCUGUAUCGUUACAAAGCGGAUGCCAGAGUUAUUUACCUGUACUACUGUAACAUAUGUAAUUUUGUGCAAUUGAAUGAGGCGAAUAUCUUCAAGCAUCUAAGGGAGCAUCACGAUGCGCGACAGGCAACACAGGAUAAUGUCAAGAAAUGUAUAUUGGCAGCCAUAAGUGAUGGUCCAGACAGCAGUAAUACCAUCGAACGUCAGGAUUCAGCAGAAACAACACCCAGUGAGGGCGUAGUUCCCAAAAUUGAAACAAAACUGGAAUUAAUGGAUGAUAACAUACUCGUGUGUAAUGAGCCCUGUAUGGAUGAGGAAGAGGCGGCGACUGCGGCAGAGGAGAAUUAUGACUUGGCCACAUGUGCCCUAGAUGAACAAUUGAAACAAAUGCAUGAAGAUCUACAGACGCCUCCGACUCCGCCCAUGACCACUAUACAUUUUAAUUCUAAUCCCGUACAGGCUAUCAGUAAUCGUUUGAAACCUUUGGCAAUUAAACCAGAGCCAGAGCCCAUGAACGAUGAUGAAGAUAAUCGAUUAACACCACCACCAUCACACCCACCACGACAAUAUAUAGAUCAGAGUGGUAUUAGUCCUCCAUACAGACUUUCGUAUCGUUGCUAUCCAAUGCAUGUCAAAUAUCUGGGCCUAUUCAAGUGUCUAACCGACGAUUGUUAUUUUUCCACGGAUUGCCCGAAGGAAUUUCAACACCAUUUACAAUCUCAUACAGAUGAAAGCCUAUGCCUGCAGUGUGCCUAUUGUUCGUUCCAAGGGCAGAUAUCUUCAAUUGAAACAUUAAUUGGACAUAUUCAAAACGAUCACAGUCGUAUGCUGUUCCAAUGUUCGGAAUGCUGUUAUCGUAGCAUCGAUGGCUGUAAUGUACUGGUACAUCAAAGGGAAAAACAUUGCAGUGGACUCGAUGGAAAUGAUUCACUUAAAGUAUUUAAAUGUCACGGUGAGGAAGCGGCAUUUUGUGAAGAGACUAGCAGAGAAAAGUUGAAAAUGAAUGCUCCAAAAAUUACAUGUGAAUACUGUCGCCAAUACUCUUACUACAAUUCCAAUUUUUUGAAACAUCACAUGCUAAACGAACACAAAAUACAAAAGCAUUCGAAAUACUAUUCGUGUUUAUACUGUACGUUCAAAGCCAAUGAUGAUUUCGUGCUGCGAAAGCACUUGGCUCUAUGUCAUCCAAAUGAAUUUGCCUAUAUUCGUGAUCAUAAUAGCGCUGAAAUAUCACAAGAGGAUUCAGUGGAGCAGCUGCACUUGUUACAACUAAGCGAACCGAUUACAAGGCUAAUUGAUUACAGCAAAGCCAAUGUCAUUGAAGAUGUUAAACCAAACGCCGACGAACUAUUGAAAUGCCAAGAAGAAACCCUAAAGAUACGUCUAAGAAAACUAACAGAAAAAACUGGCAUAGCUCCGGAUUGUUUGUAUCGUUGUCCCGAACAAUCAUGUGGUGGUUUCUUUUCCAUCUACGAUCUAUGGUUAAGACACAUGAGAACCAAACACUGCUGUUUGGAGUGUGCAUGUCCACAUUGUCCCGGCGAAAAACUGUUGCCGUUAGAAGAAUUUAAAACACAUUUCGAAAAUCACCGCCGUCAUCUCUAUCUUUGUUAUCAUUGUCCCCUUACCUUUGCAAGCAAUGAGGAGGCGAUGGCCCAUGUUUCUAGCACAGGACAUGUAAAUUCAUACGGUGCAAUGCGUUCAGAGAGAAUACGUUUUAAUUUAAGUUAUUCCUAUUUUAUUUUGCUCCCAUUGGAUAAGUUAAAAGAGCGUGCAGAAUUUAUACCGAAUAUCUUGAAUUUGUUAGACGAACGUCUACGUGAACUGGAAUCUAGGGAGUCGAAGAGUUAUAAAAAUAGCUGGCUGAUACCCACGGAGGAUAGUCCAAACUGGUUGGAAGAUUUUCCCACAGAUAUUUGUCGCAAAUUGAAGAAGAAAUGUUUCAAUGGAAAGUGUGAUUUUCGUGCCAUCGAAGCGGCGGAACUGUUUCAGCAUGUUCGUGAAAAACACAAAAUCUCUGGUUCAACAUUCAGUUGUCGCCAAUGUGACUUUAGUAUUGUCAAUUGUCAACACUGGGAUGAUAUCCUGGCCCACAUUCACCAACAUUUCGAUAGCACAUUCUUUAUAUGCGGUGCCUGUUCCGCCUACUUUUACAAUCGCUCAAAAAUGGCAACCCACAUACGAGAAAAACACGAUUGUCGCGAUGUACCGCUUAUAAAUCUAAUCAAAGUCAAAAAACAAAUCUAUAUCCGUCUGGCCAUUGUGUUUGCCAGCAAAUGUCUAUCGUUUAGUACAAUGCGCAAUUGUUUCUGUUGCGAAGAGAAGGGCAUGAAGGGCGAUGCGUAUAUUUUGCAUUUGAAACGUUAUCACAAAUUCUCGCUGCAAUAUUUUUGUGAGUGGUGUAAUUUACCCAUUGAAUCACUGCAAUUGGUUAAGGAUCAUUUCAGUAAAGUCCACAGAGUCAAUACAUUGAAAAUCCGUUGUGAACUGGCUUCGAAGUAUAAUAUAAAAGUUAAAUCCGUAAGCAACUUUGAGUUAGACAUUGAUACCAGAGAAGAAGUAGUGCUGCAUUUGCAGCAGCAACCAAUGGUGCAAAUAAAACCAGAACCCGAAGAAAUAAUGGAAAAUGAUGAUAGCGUUGUAAUUUUAGAUGAUGAUGACAUUAUUGUUGAGAAUCAUGUAAAAGAUCAGGAAAAAAUGGAACAAGAAUAUAAGCCUAUGUUAAAAUGUAUAGCCAUGGACAGUUUGAGAGAGAAGACAAUGCCGCAACAUUUUUCCCACGCACAAAUGUCAACCCAAAAUUCAAAUAUAUCCUCAACUACGGCAAAUGUCAAUGGUGCCUCACAUUUAACCCAUCUUCAAAUGCCUCCAGCAAUCAACCAACCAUAUAAUAUUCCCAGCUCUUCUCAUCCGCAUUCUGUAAUACCCCAAAACUCCAAUGUCCCAAUGAGUAUGGCAUAUGGUCAGGCAAAUCCACCACUGCAUGCGGUGCAAUUGGGCUCCAGGAAUAUAUUACAUAGUGUCCCGCCCAAUUCCCAUGCAAAUAUUUCCAACAUACAAUUGAUGCCAAAUAGCAUAGCAAGAAUUGGAUCUGUAACGUCCAAUGGUGUACCACACAACAUUCGGCAACAACAUAUUGUUCGAAUGCCCGCAAAUCAGCCACCAACAACGGCAGCCGCCACACAUCCAAUACAAUAUUAUUCAAAUAACAAUUUUCCACAUCAACCCACUCAACAACAAGUUCAAUAUCCUAGAAAUAAUUUUGUCCAUGCCGCAACAACAGCGGCGAAUGCUUCAAACCAAUAUUCUAACAAUCAUAUAACCUAUCAAACCACUCAUUACAAUCCAACGUCACUCAAUUCAAAUCCGCAAUAUUCUUCUUCCACCUACACCACCUCUCCUAGCGUUACGCAAAUGUCUACUUCGACAGUAAACAAUAGUCGACCGUAUCAUAAUUAUCCACCGAACCAUUUCCAAACAAAUAACUACGUUCAAAAUACGCAUCUUGUCAAUGGACAUCCAACAAGUUUUACAGCAACACAACAACAACAAUUUAAUGCUGGCUAUCACACUUCAUUCACGUAGACCCCAAAUUCGGGAGGAAAGUUCCCCACCAUAAAAAGGUUUCCGUUUUGAAUUUGUAAUUUCUUCGUGGGAGGCAAGAGUUUCAAGUCAUAGAAUGUGGGCUUCCAUUCACAUCGCUGUCAUCCAACCAGAAUCAAUUACCAGAUGCAAUAUAAAAGACGCCUUUUUAUAGUUGGUUAGUAUAAAGUUCCUCUAUCAGUGUUUGAUGUAUAUCUGGAAACUAACAUGGCUUUUUUUUCGAAAAUAUGUUAGGAAUUCCAUGAUGGUGCUGGGUUGGGCACCUAACUUCAAUUUUGCCGUAAAUUAUAAAACAAUGAUUCUUCCAUUAUUAGAGAAGCUCUUCGAAUGACCCUCUCGGGAAUAUAAAUUUUGUUAUACAAAGUUAUAGGUAUGUAGGUUGCAAGGUUGGCCUAUUGGUUGCAGCUAAAGACUGGGAGCAGAAUUCAUAAUUGGAUUUGUUCUGGGUCUCUCUUUUUUAUUUGUAUAUAAAAUAUGCAUUGAAAAUAUACUACAGAAUUUUCUUGACAUUUUUCCAAGAGCAGAGUGAAAAAUUAAAGUGUUUGAGGCCGUUUUGAUCCAUGGAUACAGUUUAAAAGUUAGGCUUAGUACCUAAAGAAAUUUGGUAAUCUGAUUAGUUGCAAAUUACUUGCCAAAGCUGUGAAUACCUCAAAUAUUAAGUAGCAAAUCUCUUAAGUUCCAAAAGAGCUACUCAAAAUCAAAGUAAAAGUCAAAUCUGAAAAAAUGGUUUUACAGGAAUUUGAUUAUUCAUGUGAACCAUUCUUUCGUUGCCAUAACUUUUUGGAGUACAUCAAUUGUCUUGAAGAAACCCCGUUCAGUUGGAAUCUUUCAAUUUGCUCUACUAUAUAACAUUAAGAUCGAUAUCAGAUAUCGCUGGACGUACUUAUGGAAACCCAUGGUUUCAAUUGUUUUUAUUUUUAUCGAAUUCUCUAUACAACUCUAGAUUAAUUUGAGAUUAUAUUGAAUUCAAUAUUGUAAUACUAGUCUGUAAGAUUUAUAAAUAAACAAUUUACAACAAA
Molecule: messenger RNA, 8414 nt
Organism: Musca domestica (house fly)
Lineage: Eukaryota; Metazoa; Arthropoda; Insecta; Diptera; Muscidae
Exons: 6
Coding region: 136-7377 (2413 amino acids)
Biological process (GO): regulation of transcription by RNA polymerase II
Cellular component (GO): chromosome
Molecular function (GO): chromatin insulator sequence binding
Source: RefSeq, a predicted model, not a curated record